Messenger RNA from Gadus chalcogrammus (walleye pollock), 2656 nucleotides. RefSeq names its product muskelin 1, intracellular mediator containing kelch motifs (gene mkln1). Gene Ontology annotation, cellular component: cytoplasm. NCBI's taxonomy places the organism in Eukaryota, Metazoa, Chordata, Actinopteri, Gadiformes, Gadidae. The coding region runs from base 50 to 2278 and encodes 742 amino acids. The record is from RefSeq and is a predicted model, not a curated record. Gene Ontology annotation, molecular function: protein binding. The transcript has 18 exons.
CGGCUAGCAGCUAGCUCGUUGCUAGCUGCUUGUUAUUUUGUGCAACAAGAUGGCUGUCGUUCCCGAGAACAGGGUGCUCUCCUUCGGCGUUUUUAAAUGGAGCUCUUAUUCUUCCACGUAUUUACCUGAAAACAUCUUGGUGGACAAACCCAACGAUCAGUCUUCCAGAUGGUCUUCAGAAAGCAACUACCCUCCACAAUACUUAAUACUGAAACUGGAACGGCCGGCCAUCGUACAGAGCAUCACCUUCGGGAAGUAUGAGAAGACUCACGUGUGCAACCUGAAGAAGUUCAAGGUGUUCGGGGGCAUGAGUGAGGAGAACAUGACAGAGCUCCUGUCCAGUGGCCUUAAGAACGACUACAAUAAGGAGACAUUUACCUUAAAACACAAGAUCGAGGAACAGAUGUUCCCCUGCAGAUUUGUCAAAAUAGUGCCUCUCAUGUCGUGGGGUCCUAGUUUUAACUUCAGUAUCUGGUACAUCGAGCUCCACGGCAUCGAGGACCCAGACGUGGUGCAGCCCUGCCUCAACUGGUACAGCAAGUACCGGGAACAGGAAGCCAUCCGCCUCUGCCUCAAGCACUUCCGGCAGCACAACUACACGGAGGCGUUCGAGUCGCUGCAGAAGAAGACGCGCGUGGCGCUGGAGCACCCCAUGCUGAGCCACCUCCACGACCGUCUGGUGCUGUGCGGGGACUUUGACUCCUGCGAGGAGCUCAUCGACAAGGCCGUCGGAGACGGGCUGUUCAAUCAGUACAUUAGCCAGCAGGAGUACAAGCCCAGGUGGAGCCAGAUCUUGCCCAAAUGCCACAAAGGUACAAACGCCCAAGAGCCCAACCGAGGAGACCCCAACAGUGACGCCGAUGACAACCGUCCCGGGAUGAGAGGCGGUCACCAGAUGGUCAUUGACGUCCAGUCGGAAACGGUGUACCUGUUUGGCGGCUGGGACGGGACCCAGGACCUGGCGGACUUCUGGGCCUACAGCGUCCAGGAGAACCAGUGGACGUGCAUCUCCAGGGACACGGAGAAGGAGAGCGGUCCCAGUGCUCGCUCCUGCCACAAGAUGUGCAUGGACUCCCAGCGGCGCCAGAUCUACACGCUGGGCCGCUACCUGGACUCCAGCGUCCGCAACAGCAAGUCCCUGAAGAGCGACUUCUACCGCUACGACAUCGACGGCAACGCCUGGACGCUGCUCAGCGAGGACACGUCCGCCGACGGGGGGCCCAAGCUGGUGUUCGACCACCAGAUGUGCAUGGACUCUGAGAAGCACAUGAUCUACACGUUUGGCGGGCGCAUCCUGACGUGCAACGGCAGCAUGGAGGACAGCCGGGCGUCAGAGCCCCAGUUCAGCGGGCUGUUCGCCUACCACUGCCUGGCCGGCACCUGGAGCCUGCUCAGGGACGACUCCUGCAACGCCGGCCCCGAGGACGUCCAGUCCCGCAUCGGCCACUGCAUGCUCUUCCACACGAGGAACCGCUGCUUGUAUGUGUUCGGGGGCCAGCGCUCCAAGACCUACCUCAACGACUUCUUCAGCUACGACGUGGACGCGGACCACGUGGAGAUCAUCUCCGACGGCACCAAGAAGGACUCGGGCAUGGUCCCCAUGACGGGCUUCACUCAGCGGGCCACCAUCGACCCGGACCUCAACGAGAUCCACGUCCUGUCGGGUCUCAGCAAGGACAAGGACAAGAGGGAGGAGAACGUCCGCAACUCCUUCUGGAUCUACGACAUCGCCCGCAACAACUGGUCGUGUGUGUAUAAGAACGACCAGGCGGUGAAGGAGAACUCCAACAAGUCUCUUCAGGAGGAGGAGCCAUGUCCUCGCUUCGCUCACCAGCUGGUCUACGACGAGAUGCAUAAGGUGCACUACCUGUUCGGGGGGAACCCGGGGAAGUCCUGCUCCCCCAAGAUGCGUCUGGACGACUUCUGGUCCCUGAAGCUCUGCAGGCCGACCAAAGAGUACCUGCUGAGGCACUGCCGGUACCUGAUCCGGAAGUACAGGUUCGAGGAGAAGGCCCAGGCGGAGCCCCUCAGCGCCCUGAAGUACCUCCAGAACCACCUCUCCCUCACCGUGGACCACGCCGACCCGGAGGAGAUCAAGGAGUUCCAGAUGCUCCCGUCCGCCCUCUUCAAGUCCAGCUCGGACUUCAUCCCACUGGGGUUCUCUGACGUGGACCAGACGUACGCCCAGCGGACUCAGCUCUUCGACACGCUCGUCAGCUUCUUCCCCGACAACAUGACCCCGCCCAAGGGCAACCUGGUGGACCUCAUCACCCUGUAGCCCCGCCUCCAGCCCUCGGCCACACCCGCCUCCAACCCUGGCCACGCCCACCUCAACCAGGGCGGUGACACUACUGACAGGGCCUCCUGAUUGGACGGAGCCGGAGAUGGAGGGGUUCAUAUUCGUCAGGGGGAGACGCCCCCCCGUCCCCUCUCUGGCGCUGCGGCGGGAAACCGCUCAGGACGCUGUGUCUGACCUUUGACCUGGUGACCCCUGACCCCCAGCAGGGUGCUUGCAGGGGGUGAACACUAGGGGGCGCUGUGGGCAGACUGAGGGGGGGGGGGCUUGGACUCAGAAACACUGUGAUCCCUGGACACGAGCCGGUCGCCGUAGCAACUCGGACCCGGCGCCAUUUAAUUUUUUUAAAGCUUUCCACUA